Messenger RNA from Dama dama (fallow deer), 828 nucleotides. Its product is annotated as transmembrane protein 45A-like. The transcript is spliced from 5 exons. Lineage: Eukaryota; Metazoa; Chordata; Mammalia; Artiodactyla; Cervidae. The record is from RefSeq and is a predicted model, not a curated record. The coding region runs from base 1 to 828 and encodes 275 amino acids.
AUGGGGGAUUUCAAAGGCCAUGCUCUCCCUGGAUUCUUCCUCAUUACUUUGGGGAUUUGGUGGACUACCAAGUGUGUUCUGAAAUAUGCCUUCAAAAAGCAGAAGCGGACUUCCUACUAUGAUUCCAAAGCACUAUUCUGUCGAAUAGAUCUGUUGGAGGGAAUUGUACUAGCUGGAAUGGCUUUAAUUGGCAUCCUUGGAGGACAGUUUGUGCCUGGAGGACCACACUUGAUCUUAUACGACUACAAGAAGGAUCAGUGGGUCAGACUCCUAGACUGGCAUCAUUUUACCAUGUACCUCUUCUUUGGGCUGCUGGGUGUGACAAACAUCUUAUGUUCCACCAUCAGGUCACUUCCUGCCUCCUUUAGCAAGUUGAUGCUAUUAAAUGCCUUAUUUGUGGAGGCUUUUGUCUUCUACAAUCACACUCAUGGCCGGGAAAUGCUGGACAUCUUUGUGCACAAGCUUCUGGUCUUGGUCAUCUGUUUGACAGGCCUGAUUGCCUUCAUGGAGCUCUUUAUACAGGCCAAGAUAACCGUGGAACUUCUGCGGACAAGCCUUUUCCUGCUUCAGGGAAGCUGGUUCUGGCAGAUUGGGUUUGUCCUUUAUCCCUUCAAUGGAGGCCCUCCGUGGGAUUUAAUGGAUCAUAACAACAUUAUGUUUCUCACCAUAUGCUUUUGUUGGCAUUAUGCAACAGCCAUUAUCAUCACUGGAGCAAUUUAUGCCUUUGUCACCUGGUUGGUUAAAUCUCGAUUUACGAGGUUCUGCCCUUCAGAAGUUGAACUCCUGAAAAAUGCUGAACGAGAACAAGAUUCGGAGGAAGAGAUGUGA